Messenger RNA from Syngnathoides biaculeatus (alligator pipefish), 954 nucleotides. RefSeq names its product migration and invasion enhancer 1-like. The record is from RefSeq and is a predicted model, not a curated record. NCBI's taxonomy places the organism in Eukaryota, Metazoa, Chordata, Actinopteri, Syngnathiformes, Syngnathidae. The transcript is spliced from 4 exons. Gene Ontology annotation, biological process: negative regulation of apoptotic process; positive regulation of filopodium assembly.
AGCAGCCGCGUUUCUGUUUUGUCACUUUGAAACGCUGCAAAGUCGCAAAAUAAACGCGAGAAAGGUUUGGACGUCGAGUCUUCGGCUGGUCCUACCUUAUGUCAGACCAGGAGACGUCAUCUCACGUGACCAGUGACGUCACUGUACCCCCGCCCCCCGCCUGUCGAGGGUUUUAUAAAAACAAGCUAAGCGGCUACUUGACUCAUUUGUGUAAUAUUGUGUUGCAACCUUCUGUUCUUCGCUCACAUCACCGGGGGAGAAAAUGGGAGUGGUGACAAUACGAGUGGAAUACUGCGGCAACUGAGGCUACGAGCCCCGCUAUCAGGAGCUCGCCCGAGUCGUCAAGGGCGAGUUUCCCGAUGCGGACGUGUCGGGCUUCGUUGGCCGCAAAGCGAGCUUUGAGAUUGAAAUCAACGGGCAGCUGGUCUUCUCCAAACUGGAGCUCGGGGGAUUCCCAUAUGAAGAUGAUGUGAUAGACACCAUCCAGAAAGCUCACGACGGAAAACCUCUGACGAAGAUCAGCAAGAGCCGCUCGCCGUGCGUCAUCAUGUAGACAAAACUGCGCGGCUGGACCGGACCGGGCUUUCCUCAACAUCUUUCUGUUUUAAAAAAAAAAAAUGUGGUGAAACCCCCCAGAUGUGGACCGAGCAGCCAUUUUGUUGAAAGCCCGGCUCCCCCUCGUUCGCUCUUGACACCGCGCCGCCGAGCCGCUAAUGACUGGCGCUGCCGCAAAAUAAACCACACGGCUGCGCUACGAUGACUUCCCGUGCCCGGCGGUCACGCAACCCGUCAGGAGCGGGCGACGGGGAGAAUGUUUGGUCGAAAUUGAAGGCAAGGUCAGUAAGAAGUCAUGAAUUAACUUUUUUUUUCGUUUGUUUUAUUAUUAUUAAAUAUAGGUUUUCAGAUGCUGUGCUUCUAUUGACUGAAUGAAUAAAUUCACUGCUUGCAAAACUG